UCACGAUAACUCGAACGAGGAAGCAGAAAGAAAGAAAAGAAAUAUCAGAGAUUUGCGAAAUCAGAAACAUUUGAUUCACAGGACGGGAGAAGAAAUUCACCAUGAAAUCCAUCUUCAUUCUCUUUAUCUUCUCGGCUCUCGUUUCUCUUUCGACCCAAACCACUGACUCCAAAGACCUCAAAAUUCCACCGUCCUCUGCCCACGCUCGGCUCGCCAAUUAUGGAUUUCCGUUCGGUCUUCUUCCAUCCUCCGUCGUGAGCUACACUAUCAACGACACCUCCGGAGACUUCUCUCUGGACCUCGGUGACUCGUGCAAGUUCACGCUCCCGCCAGACAACUACGUGGCUUCGUUUUCUAGGGUUGUCACCGGUAAGAUUGCCAAGGGUCGGAUCCACAGUCUCGACGGGAUUCGAGUUCGCGCUUUGUUCCAGUGGUGGUCGAUCACCGGUAUUAGGUCUUCCGGCGAUGAUUUGGUCUUCGAGGUUGGGUUAAUCACCGCCAAGUAUCCGUCCAAGAGUUUCAACGAGAGCCCAGCAUGUGAAGGUCGUCGCUCUGCUUCGUAAGAGGCAUUCAUUCAUCUUCAAGCAUAGAUGAACCCAGUGCAUAAUCCAUAUCAUGUUAUCAUCGAUGUUUCGGGGUAUUGUUACUUUAGAAACGAAAUGUGAAGCUUGUGUAUAUGGUGGCGUAUCAGCCCCAGCCUGUUGUAUGUAUGUUCUAAUUCUGCGUAUUUUAACUCUUGCUGCUUCUAGUUCUGGAUUAAUACACUAUUUUAAUAAUGUUUGUUUAGUACAUGACCAUGAGCUGACAUAUAUUUCUGUAAUUUUAUUCCCUCUAACUUUUCUUUUUCA
Messenger RNA from Momordica charantia (bitter melon), 848 nucleotides. RefSeq names its product DUF538 family protein (Protein of unknown function, DUF538). The record is from RefSeq and is a predicted model, not a curated record. NCBI's taxonomy places the organism in Eukaryota, Viridiplantae, Streptophyta, Magnoliopsida, Cucurbitales, Cucurbitaceae.